AUGCUCGUCGGCGGUAACGGAGAUGUACGCCUACCUCUAUCAGAACGAGCUCGACCUGGGCAAGCACGGAAGACGACAGCCAAGAUCCCGGCGGUCACCACCUUCAUGAAGAAUAGGGGCGUGUGCUACACAAACAAGUCCGUCAAUGCAUGUAGGACGAUAUACAUGACGACGGUGAAGGAAAUUGCGAGGCUCAGCAUGCUCUGCACGAAAACGGAGUACAUCAAGAACGACGGACUGGCUCGGACGGAGGGGUUGGCGCUUUCGCUCUUCUCCGCGUUCGUGCCCGAGAUAGAGGUCAGUAUAGAGGCAGUCUAUGUCGCCUUGAUGAUGGACGGCAAGUCUGAGUGGUCCACUUCGGCCAUGUGCACGAACGUAACGCGGGUCAAGGAUACUGCCAAGGCUGAGUCCAUCGAGGAGGGCAUCAACCUCGCGUCCACAUCCGAUACAUUCUCGCGCUCAUUGUUCCUGGGGAACAUGUCCAAUUUCACCUCCUUCGGAGAGAGUGCAGCUCAGACGCCCGUAGUUAUGCCCAUUCGUGCCGAGGCCCUCAUCACCGUCAUCGUUUUGAGGAAGGCGAUCAUGGUUGUGUCCAUCACCCUCUUGAUGAUCAAAAUUCCGCACGAGAUCAGCAACUCGAUGUCUUUGGGCGAGCCGACGGACCGGGACAAGCCGUUGCCGAAGAUUCUCAGGCUACUGUUUCUCCCAUCCUUGUAG
Parastagonospora nodorum SN15 is the source of this 717-nucleotide messenger RNA. RefSeq lists its product as hypothetical. The transcript has 3 exons. Lineage: Eukaryota; Fungi; Ascomycota; Dothideomycetes; Pleosporales; Phaeosphaeriaceae. The record is from RefSeq and is a predicted model, not a curated record. The coding region runs from base 1 to 717 and encodes 238 amino acids.